Mytilus californianus (California mussel) is the source of this 510-nucleotide messenger RNA. RefSeq lists its product as uncharacterized. Lineage: Eukaryota; Metazoa; Mollusca; Bivalvia; Mytilida; Mytilidae. The transcript has 2 exons. Bases 1 to 510 code for a protein of 169 amino acids. The record is from RefSeq and is a predicted model, not a curated record.
AUGAUCCUCUUCAAACAACACUGCGAAGAACAUCUGAAAACUCUUACUGGCGAAUUCAACACUCUUUUGAAUAGCUGCAACGAAGAUCUCACAUCGGACAACUGUGAUGCUAUCAAUGCUUGCAUUAAGGACAUAACUACCAUACAGUCCCAAAAUUUGAGUGAAAGACAGAAAAGAAAAUUCCGCAAGGAUGGCACCUACAUCCAUCAUUCUUUACCAUUUGAGGACGAUGCUUCGAACUCGGACAUUAUUAGAAUUACCAGAGAAAACAAUAAACCGUUUGACAAUCUUACCCAUGAAGAACGAACUGCACUGAAAAAUUUACGAUCAAACAACAAUAUCGUCAUUAAAGCUGCAGACAAAGGCAGUGCAGUUGUUGUCAUGGAUAAAUAUGCCUAUAUUCAAGAGGUUGAACGACAACUCGGCGAUACAAGGUUCUACCGAAAACUAGACUCUGAUCCUACAACAUCUUUUAGCAGAGAAAUAACUGAUGUUGGUAGAAAUGCAUGA